UCAGAGUGGUGCAGGGGAAAUUGCUUCUUCUCUUGGGGGGUUCAACAACCAACUACAUUUUUUUUUCUUCUUGGCCAACAAAUGCUGUUUAAUAAUGAACCAUCAAUUCAUUUAUCUGUUCUCUCUCUCUCUCUGGCUGCUUUUUUUUUUUCUUUUUCUCUUUGAGUUUUAGUAAUUUAAGAGAGGUAAUCCCACACGCUUUCAUCAAACGAAACACAACCAAAGAAGGGUACUUUCGUUUCGUUCCGUCCACGAACCCACCCUUUAAGAUACGAUGUGCCAACAUCGUAUUCUGUUGUCUUUGCAAGUUUAGGAACCUUCUUUUGGCUCCUCAUUUUCACUUGUCCGUUCAUUCUUUCUAAUGGCAAUAUUCUCCACUCUACUUUACUUGGCAUACAUACAUCAACCAUAAAUAAAUACACACACACUUUUUUUUUUUUUUUUUUAAUCUUCUUCACCGUUUCAUCUCUUUGUUUCUGUGAUCUGCAUUGCAUGCAAAUGGGUGUGAUGGGCAAGGCAAGAUCCGUUGCGGCAAUGGGUGGGAGAAUAUUGAACGAGGCAGUGAGCUUCGUUGCUUUCUGUGUUCUGGACCUUGUCGAUUUUCUGUUAUGUUUUGUUUUCAAAGCUGUGGACUUGUGGGUUGAGGCAGAGUUGAGACCCUGCUAUUGCUCCUCCGCGAAGGAAGCAAUCACGAGCAGUGGGAAGAUCUUGGUUUCUGAGCAAGGUGGAGAAUCCAAGAUCGUUUCUCUUCUUAGCUCAACCAAGCUUCAGUUGGAGGACAUCUCUGACACCCUCUACUCUCGACCCUCUUUGGUCUCGGAGGUCUCGAGGUUAACCAUCAAUGAGCUCAAGAGGUUCAAGCUGGAGGACCCCGUUUUGCAGUCCAAGAGAGGCACCAACUCGCGCUGUUCCACGUUCACUGUCAACACCACCAUUGUAGAAAUGCUUCAGGGAAAAAUUGCAAGGCACCUUACUCAUCCCAUUCCUAGAUGGUCCGACUGUGAUUGCAAACUAUGCACAAGUUGGAUCUCCUCUUCUUCCUCUCCUCAUAACGAUAACACCAAUGCCAAAGCCACUCUCUUUCUGAAGUCCCAAUGCCCCACCACAGAUGAAGCGGGAGAGGAUGUGGUGUUCAUACAUGGGUUCAUUUCAUCGUCAUUAUUUUGGAGCGAGACAGUGUUCCCGAACUUGUCGAAGUCGUGUUACCGAUUAUUUGCGGUUGAUCUACUUGGGUUUGGGAGGAGUCCAAAGCCGAACUCGUCGCUGUACACAUUAAGAGAGCAUUUAGAGAUGAUAGAGAGGUCGGUGUUGGAGGCCCAUAAAGUUAAGUCCUUUCACAUUGUGGCACAUUCCCUUGGUUGCAUUCUCGCACUUGCCCUUGCCGUCAAACACCCUCAAUCCGUCAAGUCCCUCACCUUGCUUGCUCCACCCUUCUAUCCGGUGCCAAAGGGUGAAACACAGGCUACUCAGUAUGUUAUGAGAAAGGUUGCUCCAAGGCGCGUGUGGCCACCCAUGGCCUUUGGAGCGUCCUUGGCAUGCUGGUACGAACACAUAACUAGGGUGAUUUGCUUCCUCAUUUGCAAGAACCACCGUCUCUGGGAAUUUCUCGCCAAACUCAUCACUCGGAACAGGGUCAGGACGUUCUUGCUUGAAGGGUUCUUUUGCCACACUCACAAUGCGGCAUGGCAUACCCUACACAACAUUAUAUGUGGAACCGCAGGGAAAAUUGGAUCUUAUUUGGACGCUGUGAGAGAAAACCGUGACUGUAAAGUGACCAUAUUUCAUGGCAAAAACGAUGAAGUGAUCCCAGUUGAAUGCAGCUACGAGGUGCAAAAACGAAUUCCACGUGCCCAAGUUAGAGUUAUUGACAACAAAGACCACAUAACUAUUGUUGUUGGAAGACAGAAAGCCUUUGCUCGAGAGUUGGAGGAGAUUUGGAGCACUACUACUACUACCAACCACAACUAGAUAAUGAUAUGCUGCGCGUUGUGCCAAUGCACUUACGUCCAGACCUACUACUACUACUAGCUAGCUUAAAUUCAUGUUCAAACUUUCCCUCUGUCGUCAACCCAAGUGUUUGUAUCUUUUUUCUUAUAAGAAAAAUGUCUAUUUAACACUAGUUUGGAUAAUUGGAUCACAUAACCGGCUAAAAAGCAAAAGAGAGAAGUAUGAAUCAAGUGUAAUAAGAAGUGAUAUCAAAAUAUUGGAACUCUUUAUAAAUCACAUUUAAGGGGAUUGCAUCCUCUAGAGUAACUUUAUUAUUACAUCACAUCAGAUUUUAGCCUUUCAA
Molecule: messenger RNA, 2290 nt
Organism: Glycine soja
Lineage: Eukaryota; Viridiplantae; Streptophyta; Magnoliopsida; Fabales; Fabaceae
Product: probable lysophospholipase BODYGUARD 3
Exons: 4
Coding region: 493-1968 (491 amino acids)
Source: RefSeq, a predicted model, not a curated record